AUGAAGUGUAUUUCGUUUGGUACAGGACCAUCUGUUACUAUUCCAGAGACCAUUGCUAUUGGUGCUUCUGUUUAUAAGUUAACUGCAUCUGAUCCUGAUGAAGAUCCUUUACAGCUUUUCUACGCUGUGGUAUCUAUUAAUGACACUGGAUCUCCAAGCCUCUCUUGCACAGGCACAGUAACUAUCACAAUUACUGACGUAAAUGAUGAAGUUCCCAUCAUCAGCCCCUGUCCAUCAAAUACUUUAACCCCUUAUGAAGAAGUGGCUGCUGGGACAACACUGAUCACUUUAUCUGCUUCAGAUGGUGAUAGCAAUGAUAGCCUGACUUUCAGCUUUGCAGUAAAUGAACCUUCCUUUCAAAUUUCCCAAGUUGGAGACACUGCAAUAAUCACCAAUACAUUCACGUUGGACUAUGACAAUGUGUCUGUGGCCACAUUCUAUACAUUAAAUGUGGUGGUUACAGACCUGGGAGGGAACCAAGCAAUGUGCAACCUGAAUGUUUCAUUGAUUCCGGUCAAUGAAGAUCCAAUAUGCGAUGCUGUAUUUACAGCAGGGACAGCAUCAGUAGAUAUUAAUGAGACACAUGAUGUCCUAACAGCCAUCUACCAGGUUUCUGCAACAGAUCCCGAUUUUGAGGACUCUUUAACAUUUGAUAUUAAAUCCCUGACAUCAGGCCCAGUUACAGGAGGAAAUUUCUUCAUUAUUAAUUCAGCAACUGGAAUUGUCUACCGAAAUUCUUCAACAUCACUGGAUUAUGAAUCUGGAUAUCACGUCUUCAAGUUGGAAAUUACAGUGAAAGACAAAGGAAUCCCAGCUCCACAAAAGUCCUGUGAAGGAACUCUGACCAUUAACAUCAUUGACGAGAAUGAUGAACUCCCUGUUGUGAGUUUCAGCCCUGAAAAUCCAGUCAAUGUCACAGAUGAUAUUCUGAAUGGAACAGUGGUACUGCAGAUGAAUGCCAGUGAUAAGGAUGCUGGUGACAUUGUGUCUUUUAAGUUUGCUAGUCCUUCUGACGAGUUUUCCAUUGAUCCAGUCACAGGGAUCUUGACUACAAUAAAAGUAUUAGAUUAUGAUAGCAGCACUACCCUAAGAUCCUAUCCACUCCAUGUGUUUGCCAUUGACAAGGGUUUCAACACUGUCACUGUGACACUGACUAUAUUACUACAACCUGUUAAUGAACCUCCAGUGUGCAUCUCUCCACAGUUUGUGCAGGGAACAGCCACAGUGGAUAUUGAUGAGAACUACUCAAAUCUGAAAUCCAUCUACCAAGUUAAUGCUACAGACCCUGAUAUGGACGAUUCAAUGACAUUUAGCAUUGAGUCCCAGGAGUCUAGCCCUGUUACAGGAGGGUACUUAUUCAGCAUUGAUCCUGAUACUGGAAUUGUGUUCAGAAACUCUACUACAGUAUUAGACUAUGACAACACAUAUCAUCUUUUCACACUAAAGAUUGUGGUAAAUGAUGAAGGAAGUCCAGCUCCGCAGAUGUCAUGCAAAGGAAUUCUGACUAUAAUAGUUAAUAAUUUGAAUGAUGAGGCACCCAUAUUUACUCCAGUCCCCUCAGAUACAAUUCGUACAAAAGAGGAAGUGAUUAUUGGAACUCUGUUGGUGAAGAUGGAAGCUUCUGACUUGGAUGAAAGUGAUAAUGUUUUCUUUGAGUUUAUUGAUCCUCAGCCACUUUUCUCCAUAGAUGUUGAUUCUGGCGAUAUCGCCUUACAGAUGCGGCUAGACUAUGACAGCCCUGAUGUUGCAAAAGUUCAUUUAUUACCCAUCAGAGCAUAUGAUAACAAUCGUACACACUCGUCCACUUACACGCUGACAGUGUCAGUGGAUGAUGUGGACGAAGCACCUGUCUGUGAUCCUGCAUUCACCGUGGGAGCAGGUGUUUCUCUUGUUGUUCCUGAGAAUUUUCCCACCUCUACAUCAAUUUAUCAGAUCCUUGCUGCUGACCCAGAUGCCAAUGAUUCUAUUCAAUACAGUAUUACCGAUGAAACUACCGGAACUGCUCAGUACUUCACACUGGAUUCCAACAGUGGAUUGAUUUCUAGAAGUUCAGUUUCACCCUUAGAUUAUGAAGAUGGUUUGACGAGAUUUCAGAUGAAAGUCGAAGUAACUGAGGUUGGAAAGAGUAGCCCUAAAUCUUGCACUGGCUCCAUUACAAUUAAUCUUGAAAAUCUCAAUGAUGAAUCACCUCUGUUCAGUGCAAUCUCACCAAAUCCAUUAACCAUUAAUGAAAGUCUGCCCAGGGGAACAUUGGUAAUAAAAGUUAAUGCCACAGACAAGGAUGCGGAUGAUGUCAUUUACUACGAAUUUGUGAAAACUUAUACUGGCUUCCUGAUUGAAGAAGACACAGGUGAGAUCAAAGUGGCUUACCCCAUGGAUUAUGAUGAUUCCGACACGCUGACCACUUCAAUCCUGGAAAUAAGAGCUUAUGAUUUAGACAGAGUUCAUUCCUCCACAGCCACACUUACAGUCCACAUUGCAGACAUUAAUGAUAAUCCUCCUCAGUGCUCCAGAUAUCUCUAUAUCACUGAGCUUGCAGAAACCUCCCCAGAAGGUACACCAGUUGUAUCACUUAACUGCUGGGAUAAUGACCGAACAGCAGCUAAUAAUAUCCUGCAAUUCACAAUGAUUCUGGAUACAUAUUCACCAGGAAGGUUUAAUAUUACUGACAAUGAAAUAACUAUUGGGAGCUCACUUUUGCAAUAUGAUGAUAGCUCAUUCGGUGCAGUUCAUUUUCAACAUGUAAUAUUUGUUAAAGUGGAGGAUAAUGGCAUCCCUCGAUUGACAAGUACCUCCACAGUUAUAGUGAAGGUCACACGAGUGAAUGAGCAGAAUCCUUCCUCUGAAUCAAGAACAUUUAACAUCUUUGAAGAUAGUCCCAUUGGAGCUCUCGUUGGAACAGCUAAAUUUACUGAUGGUGACCUGCCAAAUAGCAAUAUAAAGUAUUCUAUUGUCGGAGGCAACAGCGAUGUCCCACCCAAGUUUUAUAUUGAAUCAAACUCAGGUCGGAUAAGGCUUUUAAAUGCACUGGAUAGAGAAACUCAAGAUAUUUACAUACUCACUGUGAAAGCGGAGGACAUGAAUAAUGAUCUACAAACUGAUCCACUGAGGCAGAGAAGGAGCUCAGCUACAGUAACUGUUAAUGUCAUGAAUGUGAAUGAUGAGCCUCCAGUGUGUGACCCAGAAUAUUACGAGCAAACCAUCUACUCUACUAUCACCUCCCCCUUUAUCCAGCUGCAAUGUUCUGACAAAGACUCGCCAGAUCAUGAACUUUCCUACUCAAUUGUGGGAGAAAACACACAAAAUUUGUUUGAGCUUCAGAGGCCAGACAACAAUCCUGCAAAGGUGGCCUCCACGCAAAGAUUUCAGUUUGACAUCAUUCAAGGAAUUGAACAUCCCAGGGAAUACACACUGCUGAUCCAAGUGACUGAUGAGUUUGGUCAGGAUAAACAUCAACAACUGACUUCUACAGCAACUGUGGUGAUACAUGUAGUGCCAUGGACAACCACUCAACCUACAACGUCCACUACUACAGAGUUCACCACCAGUGUGUUAACAUUAACUUCAUUUUACUGGAGUCCAGAGCGAUGGUUUGUUGCAGUGCUGACUCUUGCUGGAGCCCUGACAGUGCUCGCUGUUUCUGGUAUAGCCUGGGUGUGCUAUCAAAAGGCUCAAUCAGUCACAAACCAACAAAGACCUAUCCUAAAACAGUCUCAACUUUCAGAAGAACAAGACAAGGUAUUGUUUGAUGGACAAGCAAGAGACCCAGUUUCAGGAAACUGGUACGUGUACAACAGUGAGACAGGGCAGCGUAAAUGGAUGAACAAUGCAUAAACACCAUUGGGAUUUACUGGGUGAUGAGAUCAUUUUCUCUCGUGA
Messenger RNA from Rhincodon typus (whale shark), 3879 nucleotides. Its product is annotated as cadherin-23-like. Bases 1 to 3834 code for a protein of 1277 amino acids. Gene Ontology annotation, molecular function: calcium ion binding. Gene Ontology annotation, biological process: homophilic cell-cell adhesion. The transcript is spliced from 29 exons. The record is from RefSeq and is a predicted model, not a curated record. Gene Ontology annotation, cellular component: cell-cell junction; plasma membrane. Lineage: Eukaryota; Metazoa; Chordata; Chondrichthyes; Orectolobiformes; Rhincodontidae.